GGAGAACCAAGAUGGCCUGCUCACAUUUAGUCUUUUUUCUCAACGGCAAAAAAGUCACGGAGGAAAACAUUGACCCGGAGACGACUUUGGUCGAAUAUCUACGAAACAAUGCCGGUUUGCGGGGUACCAAGGUCGGUUGUGGUGCCGGGGGAUGUGGAGCCUGUACCGUCAUGGUCUCAACCUAUGAGAGAGGCACCAAGAAAAUAAGGCACUAUGCAGCUGUUUCCUGCAUUCUUCCUUUGGUUACCCUCCACAAUAAAGCAGUGACAACAGUAGAGGGUGUUGGAAGUAUCAAAACAAAGUUGCAUCCAGUUCAGGAGCGGAUAGCCAAGUGUCAUGGCGUCCAAUGCGGUUUCUGCACUCCCGGCAUGGUCAUGUCCAUGUACACUCUACUCAGGAACAACCCAGAACCGAGCCUGGAAGACAUACAAACGGCCAUGCAAGGUAAUCUAUGCCGCUGUACGGGUUAUCGUCCCAUCCUUCAGGCCAACAGUACUUUCGCCAAGGACGCAUGCUGUUGGAAAGGAAGCGCUUGCUGCAGAAAUAAUGGACCCAAAGAAAAUCUGGUGGUUUCCCCAACGUUUGAUGAUAAGGACUCCGCCUUUCUGCCUUACGAUGCGACCCAGGAAGCCAUCUUUCCAAGUGAACUUCAGCUGGUGACAAAAGAAGAAGUUGACUGUCUGAUGUUCAGGGGAAAGAGGACAACAUUCUACCUGCCAUCAACUCUUGCCAAGGUGGCGGAAUUGAUGAGGCAAUACCCAAAAGCAAAAUUAAUUAGCGGUGGAACGAUCUUGAGUCAGGAGCUGCGUUCAGGUAGUAUCCCAGUUCUCAUUGGUCUCGACCGUAUACAGGACCUCACCCAGGUACGCGUGACAGACAAGGGCGUCGAUUUAGGGGCUGGAUUAUCGCUGUAUCAGGUGCAGCAGGAACUGGAAAAAGUCGCGGCAAAACUUCCCGUUGAGAAGACGAGGACGAUCAGAGGAAUAGCCGGCAUUCUUCACAAAGUCGCCUCAGGACAAGUCAGGAAUAUUGGGACCAUUGGUGGCAACCUGGGUAGUGGCGAAUCCGCCUAUGAUAUUGCGACAUUCCUCAUGGGUGUGAGAUGUGGUGUUACAUUGAUUCACUCCAGGUCAAAUACAUUGACUAAAUGUAGAAACGAUGGAAUGACCGAGCUCCCAGUGGAUGAACACUACCACGACAAACUCAUGUCCUCUCUUGCUCAAGGUGCAGUCAUCGCCUCCAUUCACGUCCCGUUCAGCACUGAGGACCAACGUUUCUACGCCUACAAACACAGCAAGCGUAGUGAGUUCGACUGGUCUGUCGUCAGCGGAGGCUUUGGUGUUGAGUUUGUUCCAGAGACGGUUACUGUCAAGCAAAUGACCCUAGCAUUUGGGAAUGUGCGACCAGAAACUGCUUUAGCUGUUCACACAUGUGAGCUGGCUAAAGGCAGGACCUGGGGUGACGCCCUAGCCUCUGACAUCAUCAAGUCUCUGGGUCACGAGUUUCAGGUGACCCCUGGUGACGAACUCCUCACACCCAUCAAGCGCACACUGAUACCGAGCUUAUUCCAAAAGUUCUAUCUUAAAGUAGCCGCCGACCUAAAUGGAAGAAAGGAUGGUGUCAAAUCAGAGAUUAAACUAACCCAAGACCAUUUCUGCUCAACGCAAGUGUUCGAGCAGGUGCCAGAGGGCCAGGAUGUCGAUGAUGCUGUUGGUCGACCGGUGGUGCAUCAGGCGGCCUUCGAUGUUGCUAGUGGUACUGCUAUUUAUAUUGAUGAUAUUCCUAGUUACGUUGGGGAACUUUUCAUGGGCUUGGUGUUGAGCAAGAAAGCGCACGCUAAGAUCGUUAAGGUUGACCCUUGUACCGCCCUUGCCAUCGAUGGUGUGGUCAGUUACGUCGACCACAGGGAUGUCAAGGGAACCAAUACGUGUGGAGGCCUCGUAACUGAUGAAGAAAUAUUCGCAACGGAAAUUGUCAAAGCAGAAGGUGUCGUCAUCGGUGCGAUUGUUGCCAAGAGUGAUAAACUGGCCAAGGAAGCCGCAAGACUUGUUGAUGUCACAUACGAAGAACUGAAGCCGAUUCUGACAUUGGAGGAAGCGGUUGCCGCCAAUCCAGACAUGAAGCCAAGAAACGUUCUAAAAGUCGGCGAUGUUGAAGAAGGUUUCAAAAAGUCCAAGCAUAUCAUUGAAGGAGAGUUCAGACUUGGUGGCCAGGAGCAUUUCUACAUGGAGACGAAUGGAAGUAUCGCCAUUCCGAGCGGAGAGAAAGGAGAGAUGGAUAUUAUUGGCGGGAGUCAAAGCCUUGGUCACGUUCACAGGGCGGUGGCGAAAUGCCUCGGCGUAGAGUGUAAUAAGAUCAAAGUUAGGCACAAAAGAAUCGGCGGUGCUUUUGGUGGAAAGGAGAGCGGAGCCGAUAUUGCGUUCCUUCCAUGUGCAAUAGCAGCAGAUAAACUUGGCCAGCCCGUCCGCUGCAUCUUGACAAGAGAAGAGGAUAUGAUAGGCACCCGAAAAAGGCACCCCGUCCUUUUUAAAUAUAAGGUCGGAGUCGAUGAUGAAGGGCGGAUCAUCGCUCUUCACCAAGACGUGUUUGUUGAUGCUGGAUGGAGUACUGACGUCUCUCCAAUGGUUACUCUGUCGAUCGUCUUACUACUGGAUAACUGCUACAAGAUUCCCAACAAUCUUGUCCGCGGGUACACGUGCUUUACCAAUACCAAUUCCAACACAGCCAUGAGGGGAUAUGGGGCUCCACAAGCCAUCGCCGGCGCUGAGAACAUCAUCACACACAUCGCCCAACGUCUAAACAUCAAGCAGGAAAAGAUUCGUGAGAUCAACAUGCUCUACACCGGUGACGUCACUGUAACAGAUUUCAAACUUGAUGAUUGUAACAUCCAAAAGUGUUACGACCAGGCUAAGGUGAUGGCGGACUACCCCAAGCGUCUCCAAGAAGUGGAGAAGUUUAACAGUGAGCAUCGCUACAAAAAGAGAGGUAUAAGUGUUGUACCCAUUAAGUUCAGCAUCUCCUUGAAACCAAAAUUUCUCCAACAGGCUGGAGCUCUAGUCCAUAUCUACAUUGACGGCUCAGUACUAAUAACACACGGAGGGGUUGAGAUGGGACAGGGUUUACACACAAAACUCAUUCAGGUUGCAAGCCGAGCCCUGGAAGCCCCCAUAUCACGAAUCCAUAUAGCGGAAACAAGCACAGAUAAAUGUCCAAAUCCAGUCCAUACUGGUGGAAGUCAAGGGACAGACAUGUGGGGCGCAGCGGUCAUGAAUGCCUGCCUAGAACUGAAGUCCCGCUUGAAGCCAUUCAAAGAUGCUAUGCCGCCUAGCAAAGGUUGGGAGGAUUGGGUCAAAGCAGCCUAUUUCAGAUCGGUCUAUUUGUCUGCCAUUGGCUUCCACAGGGCUGUUAUAGGCGGGGCGUUUGAUGGCGCAUAUGACUUGAAGACGAACAAAGGCAAGAUAUGUGACUAUUGGUGUUUUGGAGCAGCUUGCUCGGAGGUUGAGAUCGACUGCUUGACAGGUUCUCACAGAGUGAUUGAGACCAACAUCGUAAUGGAUGUUGGUAGGAGCAUUAAUCCUGCCAUUGAUAUUGGCCAAGCGGAGGGAGGAUUCCUUAUGGGUCUGGGUUACUUCAUGCUCGAGGAGAAUCUUCAUCACGCUGACGGGACAUUGAAGAGCAGAGAUGUGGGCUCCUAUAAGAUCCCAAGCCUCAACACCAUCCCAAUGAAGUUUAACGUCGCGCUGCUGAAGGAGGCAAGGAACGACUUGCCACAGGCGGUGUACUCUUCCAAGGCUAUUGGGGAACCUCCCCUUUUGUUGGCGUCGUCAGUAUUCUGUGCCGCAAAGGAGGCCAUCUCUGCCGCCAGAGUCCAGAACGGAUUGUCCAGGGAGUUCAGGUUGGAUGGUCCCGCUUCUGCCGAAAGAACCCGCCUAAACUGUGGAAACUUGUUUUGUAAGGGAAACAUUUCAGUGAAGGUCCAGAAUGGAUUAUAAAGUGAAUUGAGAGUGAAUGGACCUGUUCCUGCACAAGAAAAUCCGCAUUCACUGUGGGGAUCAGUACGUGCAAAGGGUGAUGGAGUAUCAUUAAGUUACUGAAAAAAAUGAACUUAAGUGCCACUAAGAUCAUUCUUCUUGCAUACAGGAACACCAUAUGAAAGUGUUAAUCACCAUUUUAGCUUUUUCCUUUUUAUGUCACAAUUGCUCAUCUAACCUAACUAGCUGUGCUGGCGCGAUUUUACUACGUGUAAUAGUUAGUUCCCCGGGACGUUUCAUUGUUUUCGGUUGUACAUAUAAUACUGUACGUUUUUUCUCUUCUCAAAAUAGUCGUGGAUAUUGCUCCAAUAAUAUUUCAAAAUUAAGUAGGCCUUCCCAGUCCGUUUUUUCAUUUUUGCUUGAAUUCGUGAUGAUCCGGAUGCAGUUGGUAAACAUACUCUUGAAAAUUUUAUUAAAGCGACCUCAUCCGAAUUUUAAUGACUCAUUUGCU
Lineus longissimus is the source of this 4482-nucleotide messenger RNA. Its product is annotated as xanthine dehydrogenase/oxidase-like. The record is from RefSeq and is a predicted model, not a curated record. Gene Ontology annotation, molecular function: 2 iron, 2 sulfur cluster binding; FAD binding; iron ion binding. The coding region runs from base 12 to 3992 and encodes 1326 amino acids. NCBI's taxonomy places the organism in Eukaryota, Metazoa, Nemertea, Pilidiophora, Heteronemertea, Lineidae. The transcript is spliced from 29 exons.